CCAACUAUGAAUCCAAGUUUCGACAUUUCAGCUUAGGUAGCUACCCUCUCGCGAUAACGAUUUGGCCCUUCUCAUCAAACAAUUCUCAGCAUCUCGGUUAUACUUGCCUCGUUUAUACCAGGUACUUAACGAAACCUACCCUAUGCACUUGCUUAGCAUACCCAAAUAACGACUGAUAAGAUACCUCUUGUAUUUGCUACCAUGGGUGGCUCUGCAUUCUCUUCUGGAAGCAAUCCGCUUUCCACUCCUCGGAUGUCUCCUCAUGUAUACCGUCAUGUCCUCGAUACGUGCCACGCAAAGCUUCGCGAGCUAUUCACUGUAGUUGCCAGUCCCAUCGAGGGACCCGCGAAGAAGGACUACGGAGAUAUCGAUAUCCUCGUAGCGUGGGAAAAGGAUGUGGUAUUGCCAUCUUCCGAGGCCGACGGCAUCUCAUCCUCAGAGCUCGGGCACUACCCCCUCGAGUUUGCCGCUUGCCUUCUCGGCGCCAAACAUGUCAUUAAAGAAUCUCCAACCGCCGCUCACUUGGCCAUCCCCUGGCCAGAAGAGUUACGCUCGGAAGGACCGAGCGACGACGGUCCUCGUUAUAUCCAGGUCGACCUUCACGUGUACGACUCCAUAGAGCACCUGAACUGGAUGCUAUUCAAGAACGCCCACGGCGACCUCUGGAACGUCCUCGGGAGCACCAUCCGCCCGUACGGGCUCACCGUCGACGAGGUCGGCCUGUACAUGCGCAUCCCCGAGAUCGAGCACUUCAACAAAAAGCAAGCCAAAGUCCUGCUCACCACCGACCCUUUCGAGAUCCUCCGCUUCCUGGGCCUCAGGUACGAGAGCGCGCAGUGGGAGCGGCCGUUCGGCUCGCCCGAGGAGCUGAUGGAGUACGCGGCCACGUGCCGCUUCCUCUGGGUGCGCCCCGAGCAGGAUAACAACAGCGACAACAGCGCGACGGAGGCCGGCGAGGGCGGCGAUUUUGAUAAGAACAAGAUGAAGUCCACCGACCGCCGGCGAGCCAAGUCCCGCGAACUCUUCCGGCGGUGGUACGAAGAGUUCAUCCCCGCGUGUCGCGCAGCAGGCCGUUUCGCCACGCCCAGAGCGACGCGGGACUCGGUGCGCGGGGAGGCGUUCGAGACGUUCCCCGGCACGCGACAGGUAUACCAGAACCGGCUGGUGGAGUGGCGCAAGGAGCGCCAGCGGUACGGGCUCUGGAGGGAAGUUAUUAAGGCGUCGAUACCGCAGCGUCGGGAGGGAGAUGAAGAAGAAGAAGACGAAGAGGUCGAGAAGAGACACUUGCGCAGCUUGGCGGCGAAAGCGCUGAAGAAGAUCGUCAUGAGCGACGACUACAGCCUAGGAAUACGGCCGCCGAUACCGCUCCGUAAUGAUGACGGGUUUUACAUCGAAGAGCGCGUGGAGCAAUUCGUCGUGGAUAAUUGGAGACAAAUCGGCCAGGCUGCCUGGGAGGAGAACCAGAAGAAAUCCACUGAAAAGCUCGCGGAGCAGACUGCUAAGAGCAAGUCUAAAGUCGCUGAAGGAAACUUAGCUGAACGUGGGAAGGCGGAAGAUGAGAACUAAAGAGUGAGAUAAGCAAAGAGGUGGCCUAUGGUGGGAGGAAAAAUGCAUUGCUCAAUGCUAGCAUGAACAUUUCACAUGGGCAUCUAAUAGAGACGCACCUUAGAGGUACCUAACACAUAGAUUUGGGUACCCAUACGGAGAGGCAAAGGUCUAGAGGCUACCUAAGGGGAUGGGCUGAUGUGCUGUGUUAUAUAAGUCUUUAGUUUACCAU
Molecule: messenger RNA, 1777 nt
Organism: Daldinia caldariorum
Lineage: Eukaryota; Fungi; Ascomycota; Sordariomycetes; Xylariales; Hypoxylaceae
Exons: 1
Coding region: 202-1566 (454 amino acids)
Source: RefSeq, a predicted model, not a curated record